This is a messenger RNA of Pipra filicauda (Wire-tailed manakin), 2726 nucleotides long. Its product is annotated as trifunctional purine biosynthetic protein adenosine-3-like. Gene Ontology annotation, biological process: adenine biosynthetic process; 'de novo' IMP biosynthetic process. The record is from RefSeq and is a predicted model, not a curated record. The transcript is spliced from 12 exons. Gene Ontology annotation, molecular function: phosphoribosylamine-glycine ligase activity; phosphoribosylformylglycinamidine cyclo-ligase activity; phosphoribosylglycinamide formyltransferase activity. Gene Ontology annotation, cellular component: cytosol. The coding region runs from base 364 to 2187 and encodes 607 amino acids. Lineage: Eukaryota; Metazoa; Chordata; Aves; Passeriformes; Pipridae.
UGGGGGUGAUCCUGGUGGUGCUGGGGUGGGACUGGGAGAUCCUGGAGGGCUCUCCCAGCCUUGUUUCUGUCAUUCUGUCACCAGGGUGCGUGAUUUAAAAUCCUCAGAGGAUUCCUCUUGCUUUUGCAGGGCUACUGCAGGCCAAGGCCUUGGGGCUGCAGGUGUUCCAUGGUGGCACAGCGCUGAGGGAUGGCAGGGUGGUGACGAGUGGUGGCAGAGUGCUCUCCAUCACUGCUGUCCGGGAGGACCUGCUGGAAGCCCUGGGAGAAGCCAACAGGGGCGUGGCCACCAUCCACUUCCAGGGAGCCACGUACAGGAGGGACGUCGGCCAGCGGGGCCUGCGGCUGCUCCGACAGCCCCUGUAUGGCCCUGAUGUACAAAGAGAGACGGGUGGAAGCCGCAGCCAGGGACGUUCUGUUUCACCUGCCACAAACAUCAGUUGUGAGUGGUACCAGAUCAGGCAGUCGCCCAGAACUGGGAGGCUUUGCUGGUUUCUUUGACUUGAAGACAUCUGGUUAUGAGGAUCCCAUCCUGGUGUGUCAAACUAAAGGCCUUGGAGCUAAACUGCAGAUGGCACAAGCCUGUAGGAGACACACCACCCUCGGGCAGGACCUGGUGGCCCUGUGUGUCAAUGCCCUGCUGCCCCACGGAGCAGAGCCCCUCUUCUUCCUCAGUUAUUUUGCCUGUGGCAAACUUGAUGCUGAAGUGACUGAGACGAUCCAAGAAGGAAUAGCUGAAGCCUGCAGGAGUGCAGGAUGUGCUUUCCUGGGGCAGGCGCUGUCCCAGCUCCCGGGCGCGUGUUCCGCGGGGGACUCGGACCUGGCCGGCUUCGUGGUGGGCGCGGUGGAGCGAGGGCAGGUGCCCCUGGGGCUGCAGAGAGCCGAGGAGGGGGAUGUGCUCCUGGGACUGGCCUGCCCCGGGAUCCACGGCCGCGGCUUCGGCGCCGUCCGGAAGGUUCUGCUCGUGUCCUCCCUGCGCUGCUCGUCCCCCGCCCCUGGCACCUGCGGGGACACCACGCUGGGAGAGGCCCUGCUGAGCCCAGCCAGGCUGUACAGCCCAGCCCUGCUGCCCGUGCUGCGCUCGGGCCACGUGAAGGCCUUUGCCCCCAUUGCUGAGGAGGGGCUGCUGGGGGGCAUCUCCAGGGUCCUGCCGGAGCACGUCGGCGCCGUGCUGGACGCUCUCAGCUGGAAGAUCCCUGAAAUCUUCUGCUGGCUUUACAAGGAGGGGAACCUCUCUGCAGAGGAGAUGGCCCAGACCUUUCCCUGUGGGCUCGGGGCGGUGCUGGUGGUGCAGCAGGACCUGGCCCAGCACGUCCUGGGGGCCAUCCGGAGGCGGGAGGAAGCUUGGCUCAUCGGGAAGGUGCUUGCCCCGUGUCACACAGGAGGUUCCCACAUCCAAGUGGAGAACCUGGUGGAGGCCCUGCAGCAGAGCAGCCCCCAGGGCCUGCUGGGUGACACCACCAUGGAGCCUCGGCACCAGCCCAGGAGGAGAAAGGUGAAGGUGGCAGUUCUCGUCUCUGGAACAGGCACGACCCUCCCCGCGCUCAUCGCUUACACCAGGGAGCCAGGCAGCUGUGCCCAGCUCGUCCUUGUCAUCUCCAACAAGUCUGGCGUGGAAGAACUGCGGAAUGCAGCCCGGGCUGGAAUUCCCACCAGGGUGAUUGACCACAAGUUGUACGGGAGUCGCUCGGAGUUCGACAGCACAAUCGACCGAGUGCUGGAGGAGUUUGCUGUGGAGCUGGUCUGUCUGUCAGGAUUUAUGAGGGUUUUGUCCAGCCCUUUCCUCCGAAAAUGGAAAGGGAAAAUUUUGAAUGCUUCUCCCUCACUUUUUCCACUCAUCAAGGAUGGAAAUGCCCCUCAGGAGCCCCCACAAAGUGGAUUCAAGGUCACAGGCUGCACCGUGCAUUUUGUCCUGGAGGACUCCGGCGCCAGGGCCGUGAUCCACCGGGAGCCCAUCCCCGUGCGGGCGGAGGACACGGAGCAGGCGCUGGCGGAGCGGGUGAAGGAGGCCGAGUGCCGCGCCUUCCCCGUGGCCCUGCAGCUCGUGGCCAGCGGGGCCGUGAGCCUGGGAGCCGAUGGAAGAACCUCCUGGAAGCAGGAGAGCCAAAGUCUGGGACUGCACGGGGAGAAGGGAGACUGCACGUCCUCCCUUGUGGCUCCGGAGCCUCCGGAACACGGUGGGGAGUAGGCGGGUAACGAGGGGCUCGUUCGUGCUCACCUUCCCUCCCCCUCCUCCUCCCUGUGCUGCUCUCUGAUGUGUCCAUGGCUCAGGUUUCCACUCCCAGCCUUUUCCCUCAGCUCACAACUUUCCUUACACUCCUCUCGGAAAACCGGCGGUGGAAGCCCAGCUGUGCUUUCAGAUUUGGAAUUUCUUGGUUCUGUUCCUUGGUCUGUGAAGGACAUAACGAGUCCCAGGGAUGGCUCCGGCUGUGGAACUGCUCCGCUGCUCCCGAGGGAAAGUCUUUCUUCCAAGGGAUCCGUUUUUGUGGCUGCACCACACAGCAGAGCCCUGGGAGCUUCCCAAAACAACCCCAGACAGGGACUGGGGAGAGCCCUGGGAGCUUCCCAAAACAACCCCAGACAGGGACUGUGCUGCUCUCAGAGCAGGAGGAGAAAGAUGUGGAGCUGCUGGAGAGAGUCCAGAGGAGGCCACGGGGAUGCUCCCAAGGCUGGAACCCCUCUGCUCUGGAGCCAGGCUGGGAGAGCUGGGGGGGCUCACCUGGAGAA